Anopheles merus is the source of this 3600-nucleotide messenger RNA. RefSeq lists its product as uncharacterized. The transcript is spliced from 6 exons. The record is from RefSeq and is a predicted model, not a curated record. Gene Ontology annotation, cellular component: nucleus. Bases 403 to 3198 code for a protein of 931 amino acids. NCBI's taxonomy places the organism in Eukaryota, Metazoa, Arthropoda, Insecta, Diptera, Culicidae. Gene Ontology annotation, molecular function: RNA polymerase II transcription regulatory region sequence-specific DNA binding; DNA-binding transcription factor activity, RNA polymerase II-specific. Gene Ontology annotation, biological process: regulation of neuron differentiation; positive regulation of transcription by RNA polymerase II.
AAUCGGUGUACUUUAGUCGAGAUACGAACACGCACCGCACAGGAUCUCGAGAGAAGGCGCUACCCCAGGGGAAGCGUAGACGCACGCAAUUGAGCAUUAGGUCGUGAUUACGGCAGGGACGGUUGGGUGUGUGCGCACUUUGUGUUGAGUUCGAGCGCGGUAAAAGGGUCCGCCGAAGGGCACUGCCAACGAGUAGUAACAUUAGCAUGCGUUCUAGAUAGGUGGUGAUGCUUGCUUGGUAGUGGCCCAGUGCUCUAGAUUUCCUGUGCGAUGUAAAGCACUUGCACUAGUGGCGUGGUGUGUCUGUUACUAUUGUCAAACGGUUUGUGAUCGAGUUUGCGAACACAAGGAGAGAUUUUCGGUUGGGAAAACGUGUCUGUAGGCUCUGAAGGCUCCGAAGUCAUGAUGUCACCGGAGAGCAAUGGGGAGCAGGAGCUGGGAUCGGUUUAUCCGGUGGGCGGUGUCAAGUCGUCUCCGUCGUCCGUCAUCCAAAGGAUACGGUUUGCCAGUGUGGACGAGGAUGCAACAAGCCACGGUUCGAGCGAGAUGGGCAAAGUGCUGAACUACAGUGGCAGUGCAUGCGCAAAGUUCGAAGAGGACGAGUAUGACGGGGUGACGGCGCUCGAGUGUACGGCCGGAAGUGAUCGAAGCAGUAGCAGCUGCACCACCGUCAUGUACGGUGGGGUCGGUGACAGUGGCAGCAAGUGUGGCGAUUCGAUCGACAACAACAAUAGUCCACUGAGUGGUAACAACAACAACAACAACAAUCGGAACGUUAGUGAUGCAAGUGGCAGUGUUGGUGGUGGCGCAAUCAUUCACAACAAUAACAACUCGCUCAAGACUCGGUUGGGCGAGAUGGACGAGGCAAAGUUUAGUGAGUUUAGCAAGUUCCUGGCGGACAGCGAGAAGGACGAAAGUAUGGCGACCAUCCUGGAGCUGUUGCACGAUAAUUAUGGGCUCAUUCAACGAUACGCUUCCGGUUACGAGUGCAAACACGACAAGUGUCAGUACGAGAACCUGCACGAACACUUCCACUGCCACGACACGUUCUGCCGGGGGAAGGUGCUGUACAAGAAGUACGAGAUCAUACGCCAUCUAAAGUGGCACAAGAAGAGAAAGGAAUCGCUCAAGUACGGGUUCUACCGCUUCUCGUCGUCGGACGACUGUAGUAUACAGUAUGGGGCGUGCCAGCAUAACCACAAGCACACGCACUACCACUGCGUGCACGAGAACUGUGAUAAGGUGUACAUUAGCACGAGCGACGUCCAGAUGCAUGCCAACUACCACCGGAAGCACGAGGCGAUCGUGAAGAAUGGGUUCCAACGGUUUCGGGCGACGGAAGACUGCAACACAGACUACUGUGCGUUCCGUACGCAGCGGACGACCCAUUUCCACUGCCGGCGGGAGAACUGCAAAUAUACCUUCAAAAACAAAGCCGAUAUGGAAAAACACAAAACGUACCACCUGAAGGAUGAGAUGCUGCUCAAGGAUGGUUACAAAAAGUUCCUUAAAACGGAGGACUGUACCUACAAGGACUGUCGGUUUUCGCGCGUGUGCAAUCACAUUCACUGUAUGCACGAAAACUGCCACUACGUGCUGCAUUCGAGCGGGCAGCUGCUCAGUCACAAGCGCAAGCACGAGCGUAUGGACACGGAGGUGGACUACAGGCGGUAUCAGAUGGCACGCAAUCUGCUUUCCAAGUUUAACCAAAGCAAAGCGGACGAUGGUGCCAGAUCGGGUGGAGAGCAGUCAUCGACGGAAGUGCCGGAAGUGCGAUCACCAGCAAGGGAAGAAGUGACAGCACGGUUAUCACCGGAACCUGCGGGGAGAUGUCAGGAAGCAGUGGUUAAAAACCCUUUUCUGGAUUUGCUCUCGGUGAUGGCUGAGAUUACGUUCCGUACGUUACCACUUCAGAUGAUGUAUCAGAUGCGAUUGCAGAUGCUACAGCAAAUGAGCUACGAGCAGAUCUUCGCGUCAGAAAACGUAGAAAUGCUACGAAAUCUUUCGAUGAUGGGCAACAUUGAAGAGGCUUACCUGCAUCAAAUUUACGGCGGUGUUAUGGGUGUACCAGUGGUGGAUUUCGCCAACAGUCAGCUACCAACUGCUGCCCAAAGCAGUGGACAUGAUAAGCCACCGCCAGCGAAACGGAAAUACAAGCCUCAGGAAGCGGCAGAUCACGUAGAAUCACCGGCGGAAGUUCCGAUGUACCUGAAGAGGGAAGCACUUAGCAGCACACCGCCACGUUCGAAACUUCUGUCCAAUCCUACCGUUGACUAUCGGUUGCUCAAAAAGGAUGACUCUGUGCCACCGCAAACCUCGGCAACCACAACGAACGGGAAGCCAUCCAGCUCGAUCGAUACGAUAGUAGGCGGUGCGGCAGAUCGUGAUCGUGCGCUGCUAGAGACGGCCAAUUUCCUGCAGUUCAGCUCGAGCAAAACGCUAUUCAAUCGUAAGCGUGGACGUCCCCGGAAGAACCACGUCAUGGAGGUGUACAAUAACGUACAAGACUCGCCGCAAGCCAUCUUCACUAGCUUCAAGCUGGAAAAGAGUGAUACCAGAGCUACGGUUCCAGCGGAAGCACAGGCUCACGGUGUGCCUGGUACGACGGUUGCCGAGACGGAACGCAAUGGAGUGCUGGAGACGGGUCGGACUGGUUCUUCUGCCGGUGGAAUUGCUACUAAAACUCAUCCUCAACCGUAUGUCGGAGCAGGUGGAUCCAGCUUCUUGGGAGCGGCGCAUCUGAGCGGGCUAGAUUCGGCAUCAAUCUUUGGCAACUUUUCCCAACUGCUGGAGCGUCAUAUGCGGGAGGUUAACCAGGAACCUUCCACGAUGCAGAACGCUGAACUAAACCCACCGGAGAAGUCUCGCAAUCACCUAAAGUGCGUCGUCUGCCAGAAGCUGUUCGAAACGUUCGCGGACAUCAAGAACCACGAAUGUCGCGGUGAUCGUGCCGCGCUGGAGAAACCUUUGCUCGCGUUUCCGCCAGCACUUCACACCGGUCAGCCAGCAUUGUUGGAUUACCGUAGUCAGGGCGCUUUUCCCGGCCCGGAACCACCACCGGAAGGUUCUUCGUCAUCAGCUCGCAUGGGAGGUGUUGGACCCUCAGCCACACAACAGUCGCGCGAUUCCGUAUCGCUGGUCAAAACGGCCGGGACCUUCUUUCCGGAUGUAAAUGCAAACAAACUGAAGUACGCGUAAAGUGUGCUUGUGAGUUGGUGCGUAUAUGUGUACGCUUUGUAACGGAGCUGUUAGCUUUGAGGCUUACUGAGGUAUUGUUGUUGUAUAUAGCAAGCUUGGAGCUUGGUUAACCGUGUAGCCUUGUAACAUACUGUGUCAUAAAACGAAGAUAUACCGUACACGGGAGAAAAAGACCAUAGUCAGCCAUAGAGGAAACACUCAAGUGCUCUGUACUGAAAAAAGUAUACCAUAUUAAGGUUAUGUAGUGUAGAUAUUCCAAAUGUGACUGAAAGUAGACAAAAUGACAGGCCAUGUGAGUGCUAUUGAGUAUUGUUUAGAGAAGGAACGUUUUUUUUGUGUGUUGCUGUCGGUAGAGUAUAUAGAUCGGAUAAUAAAUAUUUAAAAUGACGAAAGAUAACACAA